Molecule: messenger RNA, 711 nt
Organism: Aureobasidium vineae
Lineage: Eukaryota; Fungi; Ascomycota; Dothideomycetes; Dothideales; Saccotheciaceae
Source: the annotation of a GenBank genome assembly
AUGGAACAUGCUCUUUUUCUCGACAAGCCCAUUCGCAGCAACCCUCGCAAUCGAGACCAGGAGCGUCGAUUGGCCGCUUCGAGACCGACGUCUUCGCCUGGCAGCGACACUGGGUCCUCUGUCUCGUCAUUACCUUUUGGCUUCUCGCCUGGCCAUGAGUCUGAUACCCUAUCGACAUGCACGAGUAGGCAGUCGAUAGCAGACCACAUGGCCAUGAUAUCCUCCACGACACGUCCCCACUGGCUUACUGAAGCAGAAGUUUCAGGAACGCUGCUUCCCUCCGACCAAGCGACCUCAGAAGACCUCUCGACAACACCAACGGCCCCACAACACCCCCGAAGCCGCAACAAGACGACAAAAGCUGCAUGCAUGGCGUGUCGAAAGCGCAAAUCAAAGGUCCCUACAACAGAUCCACAACUCCAGAUAUCGNNUUUCCUUGAAAGACUGACUUGUUUCCAGUGUGAUGGCAAGCGUCCCCGAUGCUCGAGCUGCCGCACCAAGACAAAGUCUUGCGAGUACAUGGCUGAAGAAGGUGUUUCCAGUCAAACGGCAUCCAAGAGACGACUCGAGGGCUAUGAGACCGUGCUGACUUUGCUCCAACAAGCCGAGUACGGGGACUGCGAGCGCAUCCUCAAAGACCUGCGAAGACCAAAGAGUUUGGGGAGUGGUGUUAAUGCCGUGUUGGAGAACUGGAUGCUGAAAACCGAGUAG